AUGAAAACUGCCAUCCUCACUGAUAAAGCCCCCAAACCUCUCCCCGGCAUCUAUUCCCAAGCCAUCGUCUCCAACGGCGUCGUGUACUGUUCAGGGGCCGUGGCAAUGGACCCAGAGACGGGCAAGAUUGUCGACGGCGAUAUCAAGGCGCAUACGCACCAAUGUAUUAAGAAUCUCUCGCACGUCCUCGAAGCAGCCGGCAGUGAUAUCACCAAAGUGCUCAAAGUGAACGUGUUCCUCUCGGACAUGGACAACUUUGCCGACAUGAACUCGGUAUAUAUGCAGUACUGGGGGGACGUGAAACCCUGUCGGACAUGUGUGGCCGUCAAGACGUUGCCAUUGAACACUGACGUGGAAAUCGAAUGUAUCGCCGCGGUCUGA
This is a messenger RNA of Aspergillus tanneri, 381 nucleotides long. Its product is annotated as putative L-PSP endoribonuclease family protein Brt1. Gene Ontology annotation, molecular function: deaminase activity. The transcript is spliced from 3 exons. NCBI's taxonomy places the organism in Eukaryota, Fungi, Ascomycota, Eurotiomycetes, Eurotiales, Aspergillaceae. Gene Ontology annotation, cellular component: mitochondrion; cytosol. Bases 1 to 381 code for a protein of 126 amino acids. The record is from RefSeq and is a predicted model, not a curated record.